Molecule: messenger RNA, 447 nt
Organism: Schistosoma spindalis
Lineage: Eukaryota; Metazoa; Platyhelminthes; Trematoda; Strigeidida; Schistosomatidae
Source: the annotation of a GenBank genome assembly
AUGAAUCAAUUAUCUUCAAUACAUGUAUAUCAUUUACAUGUGAAUGAACACAAUACAACAUUGAAUAGAACUGAAUGGAAAUCCACAACAGUGAAUCAAUACCAUUUUUAUUAUGAAACUUCAUUGAUCUAUAAACAUUCUAAUGAGCAUAUUCCAAUUAUGAUACAGAUGCAUUCAUUCACUCAUAAAAUAGAGUUAUACAGCAGAGAUGUACAGUUAUUAAGUGAUAUGAAUAAUCAAUAUCAUAAUAGUAGUAGUAUAUGUGGUAGCGAUAGUGAUGUAGAUAGUGGAACAGGAAUCAUUAUAACCUCUGAUACAUAUUUACCUAUAUCAUCAUAUGAACAACCUGUUACUAGUAAUAUGGUUCAUGAAAAUCUGGAACAAUUACAUUACAUUUGGAAUUUUCACCUAGAAACAACACUGCACACAUUUAAUGGAAUCGAUUAA